AUGGGUGAAAUGGUGGAUGGAUGUAAGCAAGAUGAAGGCGCAUUUGAGAAAAGGAUUCAUAUAAUGAAUGAUGAAGGUGAUGUUAUAAGCAUGUGCAUGAUGAAGAACAACUCGACAACUUCCCAAUCUGAUUCCAAGGAUGACCAGAAUGGAGUCAACAGAACACCAGACGAGUGGCUUCCCAUCACCAGAUCAAGAAAAUGGAAUUCGUGGACCGCAACAUUCCACUUACUUCGCUCGGGAAUCAGAAUCCAAACACUUUUUAUUCCCCUCGCCUUCCUUUACACCAUUGGGUUGUUAGUGAGUCUUCAUGAAUGCGUCUCGGGUACUCGCUACAGCCGAUACCUUCAACUUUCAAUUGUUUCUUUUGGUGAAAAGCUCGAGAAACUUUUUUCCCUAUUUCUGGUGAUGUAUCUUUCAACAGGCACGUUUAUGAAAUUCAUAAUCACAAGAUGUGGAGCGAUGAAACAAUUCUAUCAACUCAUAUGUGACGAUUGCUCUUCCAACUUGACAACCACGGAAUGGUUCUUGGUUUUCAUUUCAUUAGCAAUUCUUGUGUCCCUGUUUUGUCCAAAUUUGUAUUCAGUAGCUUUGGUCUCAUUUAUUGGAGGGAUAAUGGCCAUUGGAUAUUGUACGACCUUAUGGGUAUUGUUCGUUGCUAAUGGAAGGGCAAACGACACUGUCUAUGAUCCAUCAAAAGUAGUGGCAUCAGAAGCUGGUCGAGCCCGAAGUAUCUUGAAUGCUCUUGGGAUCAUUGUCGUUGCAUUUAGAGGUCAUAUCGUUGUGUUAGAGAUACAGGAUACAAUGCCAUCAACACCAAAUCUUUCAUCAGCAAAGCUCAUGUGGAAAGGAGUGAUAGCUUCAUAUGUUAUUAUUGCAAUGUGUUUCUUCCCCCUUGCAAUUGUUGGAUAUUGGGCAUUCAAAAACAUGAUUCCAACCAAUGGAGGAAUACUAACGACACUCCCAACCACCCUCCACCACCACUCAUCAAAACCAGUCCUUGGUCUCAUAUAUGUGCAAGUUGUCAUAAGUUGUGUUGCUGCUUUCCAAAUUUACAACAUGGCGGUCUACGAUAACUUAGAACGUGUGUAUGCAAGCAAAACGGGGAGGGAAUGCUGGAAGUUAACUCGUAUGGGAAUCAAGAUUUUGUAAGGAGGUUUGACCUUCUUUAUAUCGGUGGCGUUCCUGUUUCUACAAACCCUUGCACUAAUCAUCGGAGGGAUUGCACUGCAUUUAACAUUUGGGUACCCAUGUCUCAUGUGGAUUGCGAUCAAGAGACCACCAGUAAAAUCCGUAAGGUGGUGGUUUAAUAUUGGGCUUGGUUUCUUAAGGGUAGGGUUGAGUCUAUUGGUACUUGUUGGUGCGGUGUGGAACUUGGCUUGUAGACGUUUAGAUGCCUACUUUUUCCAUCCACAUUGAUUUAGGUCUACUUUAGAUUAAUUAAAAAACUAUUGAAUUUUUAAAUUUAGGUUCUGG
This is a messenger RNA of Lactuca saligna, 1476 nucleotides long. The record is from the annotation of a GenBank genome assembly. Lineage: Eukaryota; Viridiplantae; Streptophyta; Magnoliopsida; Asterales; Asteraceae.